CCAGACAGGCACCGGAAGUGCUUUAUAGUUACUUCCGCUGUGACCGGCUCACUGGUACUACUCACUCCUUUAUUUGCAUUUAUUUAAUCAUUCGUGCUGGCUGCUGCCAUGGAGUCUGACGACGACCUGUUCGGGGGCAUUGUUAUGUGUGAGGAGAGGUACCACGGGGAAGGAUACGAAGAGGGUUUUGCUGAAGGAAAUCAAGUUGGUGAGAUAGAGGGCAAACAGUAUGGAGUGAUCUAUGGUGCAAGAGCUGGAUCUGAGCUGGGCUGUUAUCUGGGAUUUGCAUCGACGUGGAGGCACCUUCUCUCGCCUGGCUCAGAGGAUAAAGAAAGUAAGAAAGUAAAGACCCUUGACUCCCUGAUAAGCUUGAUUCGGAGCUUCUCAUUUGAGGACCCAACAAAUGACAAACUACAGGAUGAGAUCUCCAGGAUCCGUGGCAAAGUGAAGCAGGUCUGUUCCAUGCUGAACGUUCAGCCGGACUUUAGAAUGAACAGUGAAAGCUCUGGACUCUCGUUCUGAACUUUGGGCCUAUAGCGCAUCUCUUGCUUUGCGCUGGAAGUGUGAGAGCUGGCCCUGUGUGUACUCUGGCCCUAUUUGACCUACUUUGGUUAUUGGACUUAGAGGUUGCGACAACAACAUCUGCAGCCGUGUCUUAACCAACAGUCUCUGCACAGUCAGCCAGCAAGUUGGAGUAAGUACUGGCCAAGGAGGGAACAUAUCUUACAGCAUAUGGAGUGAUGUACAGGAAGAUCGCCCUCCCGUCCUCUGACUGUUAUUAUGGAUGUGUAAUACAAAGGACCUGGUUUCGGAGUGUCUCAAUCUCCCUGUUUCUAAAGAAUAAAUUAAGAAAUUAUUGGUACACCCUGGAAAUGAG
Messenger RNA from Pseudophryne corroboree (corroboree frog), 877 nucleotides. It is a transcript of the gene LTO1, whose product is annotated as LTO1 maturation factor of ABCE1. Bases 109 to 522 code for a protein of 137 amino acids. The transcript is spliced from 5 exons. The record is from RefSeq and is a predicted model, not a curated record. Lineage: Eukaryota; Metazoa; Chordata; Amphibia; Anura; Myobatrachidae.